Molecule: messenger RNA, 2088 nt
Organism: Beta vulgaris subsp. vulgaris (sugar beet)
Lineage: Eukaryota; Viridiplantae; Streptophyta; Magnoliopsida; Caryophyllales; Amaranthaceae
Exons: 3
Coding region: 1-2088 (695 amino acids)
Biological process (GO): proteolysis
Molecular function (GO): zinc ion binding; aspartic-type endopeptidase activity; nucleic acid binding
Source: RefSeq, a predicted model, not a curated record
AUGCUUUCAUCUCUCUGGCUAAUAGGGCUGUUUCUUCGGGUAGUGGGCAGUCUCUUUUCGACCGGUUUGACCGUCACAGGCCCCCUACAUGAUGGUGUUGCUGAUCCUGUAGCUUUGGAAAACUGGUUAAGGGAGAUGGAGAAGCUAUUCACGGCAACAAACUGCUCUGCUGCCGAAAUGGUACCGAUUGGAACGUACUAUUUGAAGAAAGAGGCGGAGAAUUGGUGGAGUACGGUGAAGGAUGUGUGUAUGGCUACAGCUGGAUUUGGGUGGACUCAGUUCUCCGCCAAGCUGAAAGAGAGAUUUUACCCUGAUGAGUUGCGCUGGCAAAAGCAGGAAGAAUUUCUAUCUCUGAUUCAAGGGAGUAUGGACAUCCAGAAGUACACUGACCGCUUCACGGAGCUGUCUAAAUUUGCUGGUACUGUCAUUCCCACCGAAGCUGAGAGGGUUAAGAGAUAUAUCAAGAAGAUGAAUCCGAGGGUGAGGACCCUGGUGCUGUGUUCAGGGGUUACUACUUUCCAAGCUGCUUAUGAGAUGGCCCUUAGUGUUCAUGCUUCAGUGAGAGAGGAAGAAGCUGUUAAGGCUGCAUCUGUGAGGAAGCCUUUCCCGUCUGUUGCUCCUAGUCCGGCUAAGAAGCCGAGGUUCGAGCCGAGUUUCCGUGGUGGAUACCAAGGCUCCGGUUCUAGGCAGGGUUCUGAUCCGUCCAAGUGUCGGAGGUGUGAGAAGCCUUUACAUCUGGGAAAGGAUUGUGAGGGUGCUGCUAUUGUUUGCUUCUAUUGUAGAGAGGCGGAUCACAAGAGUUAUGAGUGUCCCAAGAAUCCGAGGGCUACAGCUAAGCCCCCUAUUCCUCCUAAUCUUUCUGCUCCGCCAAAGAAUCGGGUUUACAGUAUGACUCAUUCCGACGUUGAUGUUCAUCCCGACGUCAUCUCUGGUACCUUUCUUGUUAAUUAUGUUCCUGCUUCUGUAUUGUUUGAUUCUGGUGCUUCUGUGUCUUGUGUGUCUAAUUCGUUUGCCAAGAAAGCUAAUUUGACUUCGAGUUCUCCUAUUCGAACUCUUAUUUCUCUACCUUCUGGGGAGAACUACCCUUGUUUGGCCGAGUAUUGUGGAGUGCCUAUCUCUGUGUUGGGUAUUGAUCUGCCUGCCGAUCUCAAGGCAUUCUCCAUGGUCGAGUUUGAUGUUAUUUUGGGCAUGGAUUGGUUGUUCAAGUAUCGUGCUCAGAUUCAUUGCCGCGAUCAAAAAGUGACUCUUCGUAGUCCGUGUGGCAAGCGUAUCUCCUAUAGUGGAGUGGUGUUGAAGAAGGGAGUAAAGAUCGUUUCUGCUCUCAAAAUGCAAAGGCUCCGUCAGAAAGGGGAGCAAGUGUUCCUCUGUAUGGUGAAAGAUUUGACCCAAGAGGUUAAAUUAGAGGACAUUCCCGUUGUCCGUGAGUAUCCGGACGUUUUUCCUGAUGAGCUACCAGGUAUCCCCCCUGAAAGAGAAGUUGAGUUCAGCAUUGACUUGACUCCUGGUACUGCUCCUCUGUCAAAGGCCCCGUAUAGAAUGGCGCCUGCUGAAUUGCAAGAGUUGAAGACUCAGUUGCAAGAAUUGAUUGAUAAGGGAUUUAUUAGGCCAAGUCUUGCGGUGGGGUGCUCCUGUGCUCUAAAGGGUGCAGGUGUAUUUUCAAAGAUUGACCUGAGGUCAGGUUAUCACCAGAUUCCGGUGAAGAAGGAGGACAUUCCUAAGACCGCUUUCCGAACAAGAUAUGGGCACUAUAAGUUCGUGGUCAUGCCCUUCGAUUCGAUUAAUGCCCCUGCUGUGUUCAUGGAUCAGAUGAACCGCUCUUUCCAUGAGUUCCUGGAUUCGUGUGUAGUUGUUUUCAUCGACGAUAUCCUGGUGUACUCUAAGAAUGAAGAAGAGCAUGAGAGGCAUCUGAGGUUGAUCUUGGGAGGUGUCGUUCCUAGGCCAUGUUAUAGCAAGGAUGGAGUUAUGGUAGAUCCUUCUAAGGUUAGAGCUGUGGUGGAAUGGGAGAGUCCUAAGAAUGUUUCCGAGAUCCGGAGUUUCCUUGGUCUCGCUGGUUACUAUCGGAGGUUUAUUAAGGAUUCUCAAGGAUAG